Penicillium cosmopolitanum is the source of this 1647-nucleotide messenger RNA. RefSeq names its product MIP/aquaporin family protein. Gene Ontology annotation, cellular component: plasma membrane. Gene Ontology annotation, biological process: water transport; glycerol transmembrane transport. The coding region runs from base 1 to 1647 and encodes 548 amino acids. The transcript is spliced from 3 exons. The record is from RefSeq and is a predicted model, not a curated record. NCBI's taxonomy places the organism in Eukaryota, Fungi, Ascomycota, Eurotiomycetes, Eurotiales, Aspergillaceae. Gene Ontology annotation, molecular function: glycerol channel activity; water channel activity.
AUGAAACCUUGGGCCCAUCAGCCGAAAAAAAAUGCGCCCCGACAGCCAGCCGAUACGCAAAAUAAACAACAGGUGAAGCCAAAGCACAGUCAGUCUUUGAAAGCCUCGGGCGAACACACUGUCACACCCAACAAAGCAGGACCAUCAACACCGACCACUGCAAGAGCCGAGUAUCUACGACAACCAACCGAGACUGGCAGUUUUGAUCUGUAUAACACUCUAUCUAAUCGAACGUACAGUCGACAACAUGUCAAGCAAACGCCCUCUUACUCCCUAGCUGGCCCAGGUAUGAUGGAUGCUCAACAACAACAAGGAACUACCUACAUCGAUCCUGAAUACCAGGGAAUGAACCCGCGAUAUGGAAAAAACAACGAAAAGCCGAUAUGGGGUCUUGCAAAGCCUCUUCCAAGGGUCGUCAGACCGGGAAUGCGCCGCGACGAAACCAACGCCCAAAACGCAUAUCAGCCCAGGCCGGCGGGAGAGGCAGAGCCUGCACCAGAGCUUGGAGCGACACCUGGCCUGGCAUCUACUCAAUCUGUUAAUGAUCAAAAAAACAUGCAAGAUCAACCAACGUACGCUACUGCUGCAAAGCAGGGGUUGCCUGGAGAAAAGAGAGUCUAUGCACCCCAGCCCGAUGGCCUUCUUCGUCCGAUUGAAUCGGAAGUCAAUAGCAAUGCGCUGCCUCCUAAUACGGACCGUGAGAAAGUGAAUAUGGAAAAACAACAACAACCAGAAGAUGAAUUUCUGAAUAGCUGGGUGAAAAUUCGUCACCAAAUAAAAGAGCCGCUGGCAGAAUGGCUUGCAACUACCAUCGCUGUCUUCAUAGGUUUAACCGGUACACUUGCAGUCUCAACCGGCGGAACACAAGCAGGAAAUCGGCUAUCACAGAACUGGUCAUGGGGCCUAGGAUCCAUGAUUGGUAUCUAUAUAGCCGGUGGCAUAUCUGGAGCGCACCUCAACCCUGGGAUCUCCAUCGCCCUUUGGAUAUUCCGUGGAUUUCCAGGUCGACGGUGCUGCUUCUAUAUUAUUGCCCAGGUUCUUGGCGCUAUAACUGCAGCUGGAUUAGCAUAUUGCUUGUAUCGAGACGACAUCAUUGCUUUUGCUCCUACUGCCUCUGCUGGCACCACUGGCCUCGGAUUCUACACAGAGCCACUCAGUCAUAUUAGCUCCGCCACGGCAUUUUUCACGGAAUUCGUCGCUGACGCUAUCCUUCUUUGUGUGCUUUUUGCUCUUGGUGAUGACGGAAAUGCCCCGCCAGGCGCGGGUAUGCAUUCUUUCAUCAUUGGAUUGGUCAUCUACGUUCUUUGUAUUUGUUUGGGGUUUAAUACUGGAGGAUGUCUGAACCCUGUGCGUGAUUUCGGACCCCGUCUCGUUGCUCUUAUGGCUGGUUAUGGAGGCACUACUUUUACAGACCACCAAGGCUGGUGGUUUUGGGGGUGUUGGAUGGCGACUAUCGGAGGCUGUCUGGCGGGUGCCUGUCUCUAUGACAUCUUCGUAUUUAUUGGAGGAGAGUCCCCCAUUAAUUAUGCACCACGACGCCGAAUGAGAGCAAAGCUUAAAAAGGAAGUUAAAUGGAGGAAGCGACUGGGUCUCCAUAAGGAUAAAGUCCCAUCGUUAGAGGAGGGCAUUAAGAACCUGGAGGAUUAG